AAAAUUUUUAAAGAAACACUGAUAACUAAACAUAUGUGUUGCUUCAAAAUGGCCAAGGGCAGGCGCGGCGGCAUCUUCGAACUCGCUUCCUGCUCUACUACUCUCUCUGAACACAUCGCCUUCGACAUUUUCGACAACUUUUAUGACGUCGCCUGGUCCAAAUUUCAUGACUCUCUCAUAAUCGUCGUCAUUGUUGCUGGCUUUGUCAAAAUCUACGACACUGCCCUUCCCCCACCGCCAACCCCAUCUUCUCUCUCUAGGAACACACUCGCGAGGUCCACUUCGCUGAUUAAAGGGUGGAAGAUUCUUUUUAAUCAAAGUUUGGGUGGAAAACACCAUUGGCCAAUAUUUAAAAAGCAACAAGCAGAAGCCUUGACGGAAAACACAGUGACCCUUGUUUAUGGCCAGCGAGUCCAAAGAGAAAAACCAAAACUCUCUAUGGCGGUUUAUGUCUGCCAUGAAACGGGCUUUCCUCGCUGUCGUCUCUGUUCUUGGCAACGUUUUAUUCGAAUCGCUUAAAAAGGAAAAAAAUUUUGAACACAUUUGAUUAAUUCCCCUUUAAGAUCAAUUUGUUUUAAUUGUUAUGUGAACCUGCUGGUUUUGAAAUUGAGGUUAUGGUAGAUGUAUUGAUGCUAUGACGGUCGCCAUUCAAGUGUUGGAUUUGAUUAUAUAUCUUUCUCAUUUGCACUUUAGAGGUAGAUAAUCUGUCAUUAUUCACAUGUUUAAAUACCUAUUUUAGGGUUUUUGGAACGAAAUUUUGCACGAUUCAUGGUAAUUUUCUUAAUUUUGUAUGUAUUUACAAUUUUUAUUUGAGUCGACUUUAUUUUAUUGAAGGAUGAUUCGAGCACAAAUGCUUCUGAAGGAAGUUGUUCGCUUGAACUUGAUGCCAGUGCCAUUGAUGGCGAUUCUGGAGUUUUCAGACCUGUUGAAGCUGUGCUAGUUGGAAAGAGCUUUAAAAAUUUGUGUAUUCGAUUCAAUUACUCUGUUUGAUGUUGAUGGAACUCUUACGGCUCGAAGAAAGGUCUCCAGUCAUAACACGCAGAGAGAAUUGGAACACGUGGCAAGAGGCAUCUUUUUCCUGGCCGAUGCAUUCCCCUUUUAAUGCCUUGUUCUCAUCAAAACCUAGACCACGCUGCUUCUCUUGCGGAGGGCACUGAGGGAGAGAUUAUUCAAUAUGGAAGAUAAACAUUCAUCAGAACAGAUUCCUGAGGGCUGGAAGUUCGAGACAAAAAUGAGGAGAGAUGGAUCUCAAGUUUCGAUUCAAACAGAGUAGUUACUUGUGGUGGAGAAAAGUUUUGGCUUAUAGUAGGUACUACAUCUGCCGUAAAACUGGACAGCGGUUUUAUACUUAUGAAGAUAUGAUGCACUAUGUCAAGUAUGCCAAAGAAGCCGGGCUUCCUGUCUAUUUCCCAAAUUUUGAUUUCAGGAAGAAGAAGAAAUCUGGCCUGAGCCUAGAGUCUGCUCCCUAUCAGAUUGAGGAAAGCUUGGACUCAGGGGAAGAGUCUGACACUGAGAAAAGUUUGGACUCAGAGAAAGACGAUAGUGAUACUGAUAAAAUCAUGGACUUGGAGAAAGCCGUCGACAUAAAGAUGAUCUUAGACUCAGAGAAAGACACUGGUCCUGGAAAGUCAGAGUUUCUCAAGAAUGAUCCAAUUGAGAAUAUGGCAGCUUCCUUACUGGAUUCUUUACCUUCCAUUUCUGAAUUCAUAGCCUACCCGCAAUCCAUGCAAAUCAGCAGUGAGCAAGUUCCUGUAGUGGAAAUCCCCACUUCUGUACCUGAUACCUUGCCUUCUGGUUCUGGAUUAAAUGCAGAACAGGAACCCAUGCAAAUUAGCAGUGAGCAGGCGCCUGUUGUGGAAUUCAAGACCUAUCACAGGCGAAUUAUCAGGAAGCAAGCUCCUAAUAUGGAAUUCAAAACCCGCCUUUGCAGAAUUGACCACCGUCGCAGGCGAAUUAACAGGGAGCAAGCUCCUGUGGAGCAAAUCACCCGUUCUCAUCCCUAUGCCUCUCCCAGAAUCAUCGAGUUUGCAGUACCGCGAACAAACCCUAGGAUCAUGAAGCGCUCACAUCUUUGCCCAAAGCCCCACAAACCCCAGCUGCUGCGCAGGGACCCAGGGAUAAUAUAAAAAGUUUAUCAGCCUCUUGUAUGGAACCAUAGAAUUGUGGUAAACCUAUGACUGUUGUCUUUGUUAAAGACUUGAGUGUUUUUCUUUUCGGGCUCUUUUCUAUGUUCACUGUCGUUGUUUUUCGAUGGUUAAACUUCAUAAUAAUCCAUUUAUCUGUAAUCAAGAGGCUUUUUGGUAGUA
Molecule: messenger RNA, 2306 nt
Organism: Mangifera indica (mango)
Lineage: Eukaryota; Viridiplantae; Streptophyta; Magnoliopsida; Sapindales; Anacardiaceae
Exons: 7
Coding region: 1242-2126 (294 amino acids)
Molecular function (GO): DNA binding
Source: RefSeq, a predicted model, not a curated record